Messenger RNA from Penicillium mononematosum, 801 nucleotides. Its product is annotated as putative pyroglutamyl peptidase type I. Gene Ontology annotation, biological process: proteolysis. The record is from RefSeq and is a predicted model, not a curated record. The transcript has 2 exons. The coding region runs from base 1 to 801 and encodes 266 amino acids. Lineage: Eukaryota; Fungi; Ascomycota; Eurotiomycetes; Eurotiales; Aspergillaceae.
AUGGGUGACUACGGCACUGCUGCUCCAUAUAUAACCCCCGCUCCUGUCGGCAACAGCCCACCACAAUCCUCGGCUUCGCUUAAUGAGAUAUCCGUCCUGAUAACAGGCUUUGGGCCCUUCAAGACCAACCUUGUGAAUGCGUCAUAUCUGAUCGCUUCCUCUCUUCCAUCAUCUUUCCUUUUCCCGUCUAAAGACCAGGACUCGGACCCACGUCGAGUCUCACUCCAUGUGCAUCCUACUCCGAUCCCAGUGGCGUAUGCCACUGUUCGAGAGGCCCUUCCCUUAAUUCUGGAGGAGUUUGCUGCCAAUCAUGGUGGUCGCAGACCUGAUCUCAUUAUUCAUAUUGGCAUCGCAGCUCCGCGGCAAUAUUACUCCGUCGAAUGUUUAGCCCAUCGAGAUGACUAUAACAUUACCGAUGUCAAUGGUCGCCCCGGCUAUGUGGAUGGCGAGAAGCGAUGGAAAGGGUUGGGGCUGCCGCCGAUUCUGAUCCCAGGUCGUGCUACAGAUGAUCCCUCCUCUGCUUCGCCUUACCAGCCCGACGACCAGUUCCUGGAGACGUGGCGCUCGUUUGCUCCCGAGUCGGACCUCCGGAUCUCAAAGGACGCGGGUCACUACCUGUGCGACUUCAUUUUCUACACCAGCAUGUCUUUAGCCCAAUUACAAGGCCAGGAUCGUAAUGUCCUGUUCCUCCAUGUCCCUGGGGGGUCUGAGGAUGCGAAUAUUGAGCAAGGCCGGGUUGUCACACUCGCCCUAAUUAAGGCAACGGUCGCGUGCUGGUUCGAUAAGAAGCAUUCGGCAUAA